Messenger RNA from Nilaparvata lugens (brown planthopper), 610 nucleotides. RefSeq lists its product as uncharacterized. The record is from RefSeq and is a predicted model, not a curated record. NCBI's taxonomy places the organism in Eukaryota, Metazoa, Arthropoda, Insecta, Hemiptera, Delphacidae. The coding region runs from base 162 to 443 and encodes 93 amino acids. The transcript has 2 exons.
AGUUAGCUAAGCUCGUGAUGAAAGAGAAAGCUAGAGAACGUGUAGGUGACUGCCUGCCUCUGGUAAUCGCAACGCACUGAGUAUUGUACAAAAGAAGUUUGAGCUCGUCAUCCUUAUCCAUCUUCAGAGAUUGUACGCAUUUUCUUUCUCAAUUCAAGACGAUGAUGCUGUUGCCGUGCAUUCUACUGGCCAUGGUGGCUGUGAGCGUGGCAUCGCCGUACGACCCGAACGACCCCCUCCUGGACACGGUGCUGCCGAAAAAAGACACCGACUUCGAGGCGUUCUACUCACGGCAGGCGUACGGCGUGGCGACAGGCUCGUCACGGCCCGCUCACGGUCACGCCACCUUCUACCAGCACCGACAUCCGGCACUCAUCGACACCAACAACUCGCCUGCCUACGGGUUCCGGUUUGACGGCAAAAGGCGCUUCAAUUUUGACUGAUUCUCAAACGAAUUCGAUACAUUUAUAAUAGGUUAUGUGAAGUCCUAAGAAUCUGGCUAACUGAUUUCGAAAUCCUCACAACAGCAAAAAUAAAGUUUUAUGAUGCAAAAGAUGUCAUUUUGAUGAAUAAACCCUGAUUAAAAAAAUGUGGAUAACUUCCUAGAUAA